Molecule: messenger RNA, 645 nt
Organism: Rhagoletis zephyria (snowberry fruit fly)
Lineage: Eukaryota; Metazoa; Arthropoda; Insecta; Diptera; Tephritidae
Cellular component (GO): nucleus
Source: RefSeq, a predicted model, not a curated record
CCUAGUUCGAAUGCAAAUUUAUGAAAAUAAAUGAACAUGUCCUCAACGAGCAAAGCAGCAUCUAAAAGAAGCCGGGCCUCAACCGAGCAACUCAGCGGAAUGGUGGACUUUUUCCUCGAGAACCCGGGACUGGCUGCCGGAAAGUUUCAGCGGCUCCAUGGGAAGUUGGAGCAUGAGAAAAAGUGGGAGGAGAUGGCGACUAAGUUAAACGCUAUGGGAGGAGCGCAGAAGUCUGCUGAUCAAUGGCGCACGGUAUGGCGUGAUUUAAAAAGUCGCACCAGUAAUCGGGUGCGCGAUCGCAAGAGACAGCAGGCCAUAACCGGAAACAGGCCCAUCAACCAGGUUCCACAAACAGAGCUGGAGCAGCGUGUGGUUGCUAUUAUUGGCAGCCACUAUAUAGAGGGCCAUCAAUCCGUGGCAGAAAAUGUGCCAAUGGAAGAUGAGCUUCAAUUGUACCUUGAGGACGGGGAAGAAAUUAUUGAGAGAAUAUCUCCAGAGUCCUACGUCGAAGCUACUUGCGAAGCUACUUGCGACACCCCUACAACUCCUGCGCAGAAAACAGCGCGCAGGAGUUUGAAGAGAAAGAGAGAGGAGGAUGAGAGCGAAUUUACCUUCACGACGCAGUUUUAUGGCCUCAUGCAGUAA